ACUUUUCCUAACCUAUAUUAAAGUCUCCUUUCUAUUCCCCGAGUAAUCAUAGAUUGUUAAUAGAAAUGAAUGAAGUUCAUUGAUUUAUGACGGAUUAAAAUGCAACACUCCACGAUUACUUGAAUGUUUUUGCGAAAGAAAAGGAGAGUACAAGUGUGAAAUGUAAAUUAGUGAAACAAUGGAAAAAUGGUGAUGUGUCCUGUGAGCUUUUGGAAUGGGUUCUCAAACACUGGAAAUUUUGAGACAAGGCGUCUGGGCGAGCCUGACAGGAGGCUGGUUUUACGAUCCUCAUCUCGACGUUUUUUCUAAUACUUUUCAUCUUUACGUAUGGCUUUUCUUACUUUGUUUGCCAUUCACAAUAUACCUUUACUUUCCACCGACACUUUUUGUAUGGCUCGCCUAUUGUUCGUCAAUUGUCCUCCUUUUCGGGACAAUUAAGUGUGUUAAUCACGCUCUUCAUUGUGUGUACGAUACCACUGAAUGUCACGAAGAACCAGGUCAAAAUGUUUGUCAACAAAAAUCUGAAAGUGAAAAAAAACGCGCCUCUCGCAAUAAACGACGAGAUCCUUCACAGGAUCAAAUGGAUCUUGGAAUUGAACUUCAAGUUCUAAAUGGAAAAACGGAUACUCCGCCUGUGGAAUGUUCAUCUCGUAAUUCGUACAUAGAACCGAAUAAUAUUCAAAAUGUAGACGCUGAUAGUAUAACGUCAGAUUAUGCACGUGAUAAGCCGAGUUCAACGAUAGACUUGAAAGUUGAAAUUCAUCGGAAAAAUAGUUCAGAAAGUUCUGAAGAAACUUCACAGUUAAAUAAACCGAUGAUCAGCAAUAUAAAUAUACACGUGCCAGAAUUGCUUUCGCCGCAGGAAGUUGAAGCUCGUUAUAGAAGUAAAUUGAAUGCAAUGCCAGAAUGGCGAGUGAUAAGACAAAAAUGUGUUGCUAUUGCGGAGGAGGAUCGUUCAGUGACACGUAAAUUAAGUCGACAUGCUUCAGAAGAUUCACGAAGUAGACGAUGUAGGCAUUCGAAGCAGAAAAUUUUAGGAAAAACAGGUUCCGAAAGUCAAAUUAAACAAACAGGAUCAAUAGAGUUGGAGCAGCAUGUCGAUGAGUUUCAUUAUUGGAAAUCAAAUCAAAGUGUUCGUAGACUUAAUUCGAAUUCAAUUCCCCUCGAAACUCAUUUAAUAAACGAUCAUCCACAAAGUCUUGAGAUAAUCUCGAAAAAGGAUGAUAAUGAUAAGAACAAAAUACCAUCACAUCCUCAAUCUCUAGAAGUUAUUCCUAAACGAACGCAUCAACAAUUAGUACAUCCACAAAGUCUCGAAACAAUUGGAGCAUCGAAUAAAAAUUCAAAUAAUUCCGAUGACAAUAAUUUACCCCUUCAUCCGCAGAGUUUGGAAACAAUAAAUUCAAAAAAGGUAUUGACACAAAACACAUUAAAACGAAAUCAAUUGCAAUUGCUGCCAUUUUUGAGUGGAUCGGAAAUCGUUCAUUCCAUCGCAGAACAGAGUGAUGAACAAUUUACAAAUGAGAAUUCCGGCGCUUUUACUCUCCGUGAUUCUUAUAGUCCAUUAUUAACGCGCAAAGAAAUAGAAUACACUAAUAAUUCAAAUCGUGAUAGAAGUCUAAGCACUGGUGGAUCGGAAGAUAGAUUUUUAAGUAGGUUUAUUGGCGACACGGCAGUUGAUAAUAAUUCAGCGAAUUCACGUGAUGCAUUACUCGAAGAUCCGGAAGUGUGUCCUAAACGAAGAUUCAGUAAUGCGAGUCAGAGUAGUUCUGAAUUAUCCGAUGGUGAAAGUCGACGUGAAAAGAGACGACAAAAAAGAUGUGAAAAAUUAAAAAGUUUAGACGAUCCACUUACUGGGAGUAUCGUUGGAAUUAAUUGGCUCUUUGAAAAUGGUGAAUUUGGAGUUGAUACGUGGGCGAAUAAAAAUCUUCACACAAAAGAACCGGAUUCCGGAUCAUCGAGUACAACAACAUUGAGUAUCGAGAACGAAGUACAAUUAAAACGAAAACUUCUUCUCACCUCCGAGGUGGACAGUAAACGUCAACAAGGAGCAAUUCCAAAGCAAAGUUGUUCGAAAAUAACCAGCGAAUUGGUGAACGAGAGCACAAGUUCCGAGGCGAGUCGACGUUUAAAUAUUGAAGCGAGUCGUCGUAAGCCAAAACGUAAAAUUGAUCUCAAUCGUGAGCGUAAGAAGAGGAAACUAGAGAAAAUCAGUGGUUCCAACAAUGAAUUGAGUACAUUAUUACCGAGUCCAGCGCCACCACUAUUGGCAGCACUUUUAAAUUCAGGUGGCGAUCUACCAAAUCCAAAUAUACUUCCCGAACCGCGUCUCGUUCGUUCAUCACAAUCGCGAAAUAUGCGAAAUCAACGACGACGCUUGAAACGAUCAAAUCGAACACAUCGUGGAACAAGACUCAAUCGUGAUGAUUCACUUGUUCCAUUGACAGCACUCUUUGGCCUAUUAUCAAAUGGCGAGUGUCAUCUCGCGACUAGUCACAAUGAUACAUCCGAGGGUGCUGUUCAUUGUUUUCGUGACGAUAGUGGACGUUGGUUAGCUUAUACAUUCGACGAGAAGGGCUCGGGAUUUCCCUCAGUCACACGCUACUCGUCAUCGAAUCAUAAUGAAAAAUUGCUGAAUACCCUCUUACGACAGCAGAUCAAUCAAAAUCUUCAUUCAAAUACAAAUUGGGAAUUACCCGAUUCAUUGAGUAAUAGUUACAGUAGUUUAUCGUUAAAUUCAGCCGGACUCACAGUGAUUAUUGACACACCACCUGCUUUAUCAAGUCCAACAAAUAAUAAUCACAAGGCUCAAAAUUCCCUCCCACCGAAUUUGAUAAUUGCCUCGAAUCCAAGAACUGCGGAUCAAUGUGCUCUUAAUUCAGCAUUGACGACAGUAAUGGCCGAUAGGAAUCGUCGAUUACAGAGUCUUUUUGGUAAUUUUAAUCCAAAUUCAUAUCAGACGGAGGGCAAUCAACAAAUGCCGGUGUUGGCGCUACCGAUUCAAUUGGAAGCUGACAAUAGUGCAAAUCUCUCGUGGAAUCGUCUAUUGGACGGUUUGCAGAGUUCAAAUGAUCCAAAAUCAAAGCAAUCGAAGCAUUAUUACAAGUGGAAAUUGGGAAAGUUUCCGAGUAUUAAAGUGAGAUUUGAUCGUCUCGCAUUGUUGGCGCUACUCGACAGGAAUUUGACAAUUUUAGAAACGAUUGUCGCGACACUUUUAGCGAUAGCAGUCGCUGGUUUGGGUCUAAUGCUCCUGCAACUUGGAUUCUAUCGGGAUAUUUUUGCCUUUAUUUUCUGCUUCGUUACGGCUGGUUGUCAAUAUUCGUUGCUCAAGUCCGUUCAACCUGAUGCAGCAUCACCGACUCAUGGUUUCAAUCGUGUUAUUGUUUUCUCAAGACCUGUUUACUAUAUAAUCUUCGCUGGUCUCAUACUCAUUUUCAAUGAGGUUUUGAAUAAUUUUCAUAAUUCGGAUUUUUUGAUCUACGGCAUAAGAGUUGCGAACUAUGACGUUAUUCUACAGGCUCGUAAUGUAUUGCUUAUUUUUCUUCUUUGCUUUCCAAUUGUCUUCUCACUUGGUCUCUUUCCGCAGAUUAAUACAUUUCUCAUGUAUCUUUGCGAGCACAUUGAUAUACAUAUUUUUGGCGGUAAUGCCACAACGAGUCUUGUCUCGUCAGCCUAUUGUCUUCUUCGUAGUUUCAUCACGGUAAUGAUACUCUAUGGUUUCGCCUACGGAGCUCUGAGGGAGGAAAAAUCGUCUCAACAUAUAUUGUUCUCAAUUUUCAUGGCACUGCUGAUGGCGGUUUCAUAUCAUCUCAGUCGAUCGUCAUCGGAUCCAAGUGUGAUUUGGGAAAUUUUGAAGACUAAUCUCUGGCCACCUGAUGUUUACGUUGAGGAAAAGGAAAAAGAGAAGGAAAGGGAAAAGGAAAAAGAAAAGGAAAAUAAGGAAAUAAAUCUAAAAGAAGUGAAGAGAGAGGCAAAGAUGGAAAUUCCAAAGGAGAGUAAAGUUAAAGUAUCGGCUAGAAAGAAGGACGUGAAGAUAAAUAUCGGUGAAGAGAUAUCAGACUCGGAACUUAUUGAUCCACUGCCAAUGAAAUUGAGAUCAACAAUAAAAGCAAGACUGAAAAAUGAUUUGAUUGUGUGCGCUGUCAUUGGAAUAUUGACAUUCGCUAUUCAUUCGUCGACAGUGUUUACUGCACUUCAACCGGAACUUAAUCCAAUUCUUUGGGGAAUAACGAGCUUUUUGGGUUUUUUUCUACACUACAUUGUGCCACAAUUGAGAAAACAAUUACCAUGGCAGUGUUUGGCGAGACCAGUUUUAAGGAGUCAUGAGCACGCACAAUUUGAGGUACGCGAACCAGUUCGAAUAAUGUGGUUUGAAAAAGUUUACGUCUAUCUUUGUUUUGUCGAGAGAAAUAUUCUCUAUCCAGUUGUCUUCCUUGGAGCAUUAACUGAAUGUUCAAAUAAAAUUGCCCUCAAAUAUGGAGUGACAAUUGGAGCGCUAUUAAUUGUCAUCUGUGGUCUCAAGUCACUGAGGUCUUCCUAUUCGGAUCCAUCGACGAGAUAUUUGGUUUUGAUAUUUGCGGUAUUAUUUUUUAAAGUUGAUUUCAAGGGUUUCAGUGAGACAUUUUUGAUUGAUUAUUUUGUCACUGGUAUUGCAUUUGCAAAAAUUUAUGAAUUAUUGUUGAAAAUACGAUUUAUUGUGACUUAUAUUGCGCCAUGGCAAAUUACAUGGGGCAGUGCAUUUCAUGCGUUCGCGCAACCAUUUUCAGUUCCACAUUCGGCAAUGUUAUUCCUUCAGGCGGGUAUUUCGGCAAUUUUCAGUACACCACUUAAUCCAUUAUUGGGAAGUGCAAUUUUCAUUAGUUCAUAUGUGAGGCCGGUGAAAUUUUGGGAGAGAGACUAUAAAACAAGACGUGUCGAUCAUUCAAAUACAAGAAUGUCAUCUCAUCUUGAACGUAAUUUGGGAGCUGAUGAUAAUAAUUUAAAUUCGAUAUUUUACGAGCAAUUAACAAGAUCGUUGCAACAUAGUUUAUACGGUGAUCUUGCUCUUGGACGAUGGGGAACUGUCGAGCAGGGAGAUUGUUUUCUUCUAGCUUCCGAUUAUUUGAAUUGUCUUGUUCAUAUGGUACAACUUGGGAAUGGAUUAGUGACUUUUCAACUGAGAGGAUUGGAAUUUCGCGGGACUUACUGUCAACAACGAGAGGUUGAGGCAAUCUCCGAAGGAAUAGAGGACAAUGACAAUUGUUGUUGCUGUGAAAUUGGACAUUUUUCUAAUGUAUUGAGUGUAAACGCUGCAUUUAGUCAAAGAUGGCUCGCUUGGGAAGUGGCGAGUGCAAAAUAUGUUUUGGAAGGCUAUUCAAUAUCGGACAAUUCAGCUGCUUCAAUGCUACAAGUUUUUGAUUUUCGCAAAGUCCUCGUUACAUAUUAUGUCAAGAGUAUUAUAUUUUAUACCAUAAAAUCGACAAAAUUGAAACAAUGGUUGGAUAAUGCGGAAAUAAUUGAUGCACUUAAAUCAACACUCGAGAAGAAUUUCGUUGAUCUUGAUCCUGUUUUUAAUAUGAAUAUCGAUGAGGAUUUUGAUUUUCGUGCCAGUGGAAUUACGAGAAAUAGUUUCUGUAAUGUUUAUCUCGAUUGGAUUCAAUUUUGUGCUGUAAAAAGCGACAAGUUAUUGGAAAGAUCGCGAGAUUCAAGUCUUGUUUCUCUUUGUUUGGCGUUGAGUUUACUUGGAAGACGCGUUUUAGGAGCAGCUUCACAUAAUACGGUUUCUAGUGUGGAAUUUUUUUUGUACGGACUUCACGCUUUAUUUAAAGGAGAUUUUCGAAUAACUUCGGUACGUGAUGAAUGGGUUCUUCACGAUGUUGAUUUACUUCGAAGCGUGGUUGCCAAAGGCGUUCGAAUGGCGUUAAAAUUACAUCAGGAUCAUUUUAUGAGUCCCGAGCAAUAUGAAGAGGCCUCAGCUCUUCACGAAGCAAUUGACAAUCAUAAUCAAAAUCUUGUUAUCAGCCAUGAGGCAGAUCCACUCUGGAGAAAUGCGAUACUCAGCGGUGCGCCCAGUCUCUUGGCUCUCAGGCAUGUCUUGGACGAUGGCAUCGAUGAAUACAAAGUGAUAAUGUUGAACAAACGUUUUUUAAGUUUUCGUGUGAUAAAAAUGAAUCGUGAGUGUGUUCGUGGUCUUUGGGCUGGCCAACAACAGGAACUCGUUUAUCUGCGUAAUAGAAAUCCAGAGCGUGGUUCGAUACAAAAUGCAAAACAAGCUUUAAGAAAUAUUAUCAAUAGUUCCUGUGAUCAACCAAUUGGAUAUCCGAUUUAUGUGUCGCCAUUGACAACAAGUUAUGCGGAAACUAAUGAACAAUUGUGCUCAGUUGUCGGCGGACCACUAAGUCUCGGCGCAAUUAAAAAUACUGUUCUCAAACUGUGGCGAAGAAUAAGAAGAAGAUGUGGACAAGGAUGUUCGUCGGGUGGUACAGCGUCACAAGAUGACGGUGGAUUCGGAAACGACGGAGUUUACGCAAUGACGACGUACAAUAUUCAUUCGGGUUACAGUCAAUCGGGAAAUUUAGCAUCCUUGGGUGGCAAUCGUGGUUCACUCGUCUCCGUUGGCAAGCCCACAAGUUCCACUCUGGCUAGUCUCGCAGGAUUACUUAGUAGCAGUGACAUGAAGGUCGAGUCAAAGAGUGAAACUAGUUUUACGUCCAAACUGGAGAAAGAAGAAGUCCUACAGCGAGUUCGCAUAAUGGAUCCAAAUCACGUGUACGAUGCAAUAAAUCUUGGCCGGCGAAUCGAUGUGAUUUGGCCGGAUGAAAAAAUGCGACAACUGGGAGGACGAUCGGGAUGGCAGCAUUGGGUGCCAAUUCGUGGGAUGGAAGGUUGUGUUGUUCAUCGAUGGUCGCCAAAUCAUCGUGAUCCAAAUCGACGUUCACACGUUGAUAAAGUUAUACUUCUCGUGAAAAUUGAAGAAAAAUAUGUUCCAAUCGCGGAACAAGGGGUAAGAGACUUAGGAGCAGAAGUUUAAGAAUAAAAAAAAACAAAAAAUCUGUCUCUUUUUGAAAACAAAGGCAUUUCAAACUCAACAUUCUCAUUGAACCAAAAAUUUUGGCAUUGCGUAAAAGAAAAUGAAUUUUAAAUAUUCCUAAAAACAAACUGCAAUACUUAAGAAAUUCUACAAACAAAAGCUGCCUUUUAUCAAUAAUAAGUUUUCAGUUUUUUUUAAAUUUAAUUUAUUACGGCCCAUUCUCUUAAAUACACGAGAUUUUUUUCCUAUAAUUAAAAAAGAAAUAUUAACAAAACCCGAAAUACAGUUAAAACAAAGUUGAAAGGAUUUUUUAAAAAUAUAAUUCUCUUUUUUAUAAAUUUUCUCUGAGCUGUGAAUUGAAUUAUAGCAGUUAUUAAAAAAUACUGUUUUAAUAUGCAAAUGUAGAGAAACGAUUUUAAGUUAAUUGAAAUUGAACUCUCUAUUUUCUAAAAUAUCGUGAUGUUUCCUAAAUUAUUUUCUAUAGUUAAUCUACUUUGUUUUCUUUUUUUGUUUUUUUAUUUUAAAUAUAAAAAUUAGAAAAAAACUUAUGUUUUUUUUGACGAAAUUGAAUAUAUUUUCGACUAUGUAGUUUAUUAGUGAAUUCGAAAAGAAAAUGUUAUAUUUUCAUUUUCAGAUUAUUGUAGAUAUUGAAAAAAAAAUUGUUCCUUAAUUUUACUAAAUCGCAAGUCAUAAAUUUUCGGGACGUUAAUUUUCAUUAAUUAUAUUUUGUGUGAAAAAAACUGUAUCAUAACGUGUAUCAUAAUAAUACUUAAUUUUGUUUUUACAAUGAAAAUUGACGUCCUGAAAGAUAUCAUUGAGUUAUAUUAGAAAAAGAAAAUCAAGCAUUGUACAUAAUAUUAAUUAUUGAUGUUUUCUAUGUUUUUGUUACAUUUUUAAAAAAGAAAAAGUUUUCGGUAGUAUACGUGUAAGUUGUAAAUACUCGUGAUACUCGUGAAAAAUGUUUACUGAUAAUGUAAAGUUUAAAAAAAAUAGAGAAGACGAAAAGAAAAACGCCUCUUCAAUAUAAAUAUAUACAUAUCGGUGCUUUUACAAUUCCAAGAGAAAAAAAAAGAAUAAACAAAGUGUCUGCAUAUUUUUAGUGUUCAAUUUAUAAUUUGACAAUUUUUUUCUUUAAUGCAACAACCAAAGCAUCCGAAAGUUUUAAAAGAAAAAUAUAUAUUUCAAGGUAACAAGGAAAAAAAGUUUAUUUCCACGGCAUUUCUAGUCGUUACGCCUUAAUUGAAAAAAAAAGUUUCCAAGUUACUUUUUUUUGUAAAUUUUACGAAAUGUAAAAAAAAACUAUCGUAAAUUUAUAAUUUUACUAUAUGUGUAGAAAAAUUAAAUGAACUUUUUUUGAAGUUCCUUUUUUGUGAAAAAUCAAAUUAAAUCAUGUUACUUUUUAUUAAUUUAUAUAGCUGUACGAAUUAUAAUAAAUUCGUGGUUCCUUGCAAAAAAAAUAUAGGUAAAUUAUAUACUAACUUUGUAAUUCAUUCAAAAAAUUUAUUUUCUUCCCACGGAUAUUAAUUAUUCAAUAAUAUGAAAAUUAUAUUUUGCAAGCAACCAAUAAAUCACAGCAUUGCCUUAUCAUGGUGUUUUUAAACACCUGACUGACAAAAAAUAAUUAAUAUUUCUUAGCUACUCGUUUAAUUGCUAGCGCGCAUAGAAAAAUUUUAUUAUUCAAUUCAAUCACAUCGAUUAUUGUUUUAAAACUAUUUUUAAAAGUCUCUUUUUAUGGCAUUUAAAAACACUUUUUUAAAAGAAAGAAAAAAAAGAGGAAAAAGAGAAUGAAACAAAGAAAGAAAGGAAAAAGAAAUAGAAAAAUGUUCGCAAAAAAAAUUAAAAGAGAAUUAUUAUUCAGUUUAGUGAAAUAAUUGAACUAAAGAGGAAAUUUUAAAGAAAGUUUUAAAUUCUAAUGAUGUGAUUGACUUUAUAACUCUUUGUAAAUAUCCAAACGCUGCCAAACGAUAAUGACAAGUCUGCUUCACUGGACAAAAAAAAAAAAAAAGGAAAGAAAGAACUGAGCAAAACACAAAAAUAUGUGUUGGUCUCAAUGCCUAAUCCGCUUUUUAUAUAAUUAUUUUUCAGUGAACAGAAUUAGCUUAUUUAAUUAUAAAAAUUGUACAGUAAGCUUUAAUAGUAAACAUAAAUUUAUUGUUAAAGAAAAAAAGAUUAUACCAUUUCAAAUUCGACGAAAUAUAGGCUGUAAUAUUCUUAAUUACUUUAGUGUAUAAUAUAAGAAAAUUAAUUAUGCGCUAAUUCAGAAAUUAUUGUAUUUUAUAGAAGAAUAUAUGAACGAUGAAAUUUU
This is a messenger RNA of Leptopilina heterotoma, 9314 nucleotides long. It is a transcript of the gene pcx, whose product is annotated as pecanex-like protein 1. Lineage: Eukaryota; Metazoa; Arthropoda; Insecta; Hymenoptera; Figitidae. Gene Ontology annotation, cellular component: endoplasmic reticulum; membrane. The record is from RefSeq and is a predicted model, not a curated record. Gene Ontology annotation, biological process: endoplasmic reticulum organization. The transcript has 15 exons. The coding region runs from base 215 to 7009 and encodes 2264 amino acids.